UGAGAUUUUUAGUGUGAAGGUCAACUGCGCCGUUGAAAAAAUAUGACGUAGGUUUUACUGAUUAUCUUUGACGGCUGCGACUGGUCGCCAGUCUGGAUAAUUUUGGUAUUGAAAAUGGUACUCAGGUAACAGUUAAGCCUUCCCAUAAGUCCUGAUAACCACAACUCGCAUCAAAGGGACUGUGCUUAACUACAAGUAUGGGUGAAUGUCUGAAACUUGAUCAACCCAAGAGAAAAUUGUCAGGUAUCAAAGAUGAAGAAAAAACUAGUAGUUUGGAAAACAAAACUGCAAAAGUAUUGUACCCAGUUGAUCUUUUACUAACUGACAGAGAUAAUGACAGUAAUGGGAGACGGAAUGAAUAUUAUGAUUCUAUAUGUUCAGUUGACAAGGAUGAUGUAGAGACUAGGCAGUGUCAAUACUGUAAUACUCAGAUCCAAUUAUCGUCUUAUAAUGUUUUACGUAGUUUAAUCUUCACUGAUGUAUUUGGUGAAGACUCACAUGGUACACUGCUCUUAAAAUGUUGGAAUUGUAAAGAAAUAAAGAACAGAACUAUUGCUAUAUACCUCAAUGGACAGUGGUGGGAAACAGAAGACAUCUUGAAAUCAGCAACACACAGGAAAGAUGGUUGGUCUAAG
Messenger RNA from Saccoglossus kowalevskii, 635 nucleotides. Its product is annotated as protein FAM169B-like. The record is from RefSeq and is a predicted model, not a curated record. Lineage: Eukaryota; Metazoa; Hemichordata; Enteropneusta; Harrimaniidae.